GGCACAGCUACCCAGUUGGAUCAACCAAAAUCGCCAAGUCAGCGGAUACAGCAACAACCCGAUCUUCCGGAUGGGCCUUGGCCGCCGAUCUGCCGUAGUCGUCCGUUACUAUAAAAGCCGAUCUCUCAGUGUAUUGGGUACACCCAACACACGAACAACAUCAAACCUUUAAAAAGCCGGCAAGGAUCCAACUUAAAACGACCAUCUUUUUAUUGGCCCGCGCAAAUUCAACCAUGGAACGAGGAAAAGAUACCGGAAUCUCCAUUCUUGUUAUCGGGGGUGGCAUUGCAGGUUUAACCUUCGCUAUUGAGGCUCACCGGAAGGGUCACAAUGUCCAGAUUAUCGAACGACGACUCCGUGGGGAGACUGCGGGCGAAAUCAUUGUGAUUACAAGCCCUGCCCUCCAGACCCCGAAGAAAUGGCCGGGUUUCAUGGAACGGGCGAGACAAGAGGCAGUCACCCCGACGAUCGUCAUGAAAAAGUUCGACGGGACAGUGAUCGGAUCCUUCCCUGUCGGUAUCCCAGACGACCCAUCUCUGCCCAUCUACCGAUCAAAGCUGCAUAACUUGCUCUCCGAGUACGCCGAGCAGCUCGGCAUCCCGAUAGAGUUCUCCGCGACUGCUUCAGAAUUCUUCGAAACGGACGACCAUGGUGGUGUGGUCCUGUCUGAUGGGCGCUGUCUCACGGCUGACGUAGUGGUGGCGGCCGAUGGCGUUGGCUCCAAAUCGUGGGCAUUGGUCGUUGGCAGCAACGACCCCCCAAUCAGUUCAGGAUUCGUGCUUUAUCGUGUCACAUUCCCGGUGGCACCGGCCCUCGAAAAUCCAGUCAUCGCGGCGGAGCUUGGAGGAUUCAAUGACCGCACAUUCCUACACGCAGGUCCGGGGGCACACAUCGUUACUUGCAAAACUGCGGAAGAGAUUUGUUGGCUGCUCACUCGCAGGGAGGAAGGCAGUGUUGCCGAAGAAGACUGGGCGAAGACAACAUCGAUCGACAAGGCCCUCCAGGCUGUCGAGAGCUGGGAGCCGUUCGUGACCGAGCUUAUCAAGGCAACACCCAACCACAGCGUUCUUGCCUGGAAGCUUAUGUGGCGUAACCCUCAACCGCGGUGGACGUCACCUGGCGGCCGCGUCGUCCAGGUCGGUGAUGCCGCACAUUCAUUUCUGCCGACCUCAGCCAGUGGUGGGACUAUGGCCAUGGAGGAUGCGUAUUCUCUGGCAGCGUGCUUGGAUAUUGCCGGGAAGAAGGAUGUAUCUCUAGCAACGAAAGUGCAUAACCACUUGAGGUUUGAGCGAGUCUCCUGCGCACAGAAAAUGGGCUUCAAAAAUCGCGAGAUCUUCCACAACACCGACUGGGACGCCGUCGCCAAGAACCCCCAGAUAUUAGGCAAAAUAGUUGGAGAUUGGCUGCUACGCCAUGACUCAGAGCAGUACGCAUAUGAGAAUUACGGCGAAUGUGCGGAGCACCUCCUCAAGGGUACGCCAUUCAAGAACACGAACUCUGUACCUGGCUACACAUACAAGCCGUGGACUGUCAAGGAGCUUCUAGACGCUUCGGAGAGUGGCAAGCCUGUUGAAGAUGAAGGAAACUGGUCCUAAAUGUAAAGGAAAUCAUCAGUGGGCUGGACAUGGUAUAAAAAGAUGAAGAUAUAUUUCUGGGCCGUUAUGUUCUAGACAAGCGUAUAUUAGAUCUUCUUCG
This is a messenger RNA of Aspergillus wentii DTO 134E9, 1695 nucleotides long. RefSeq lists its product as uncharacterized. NCBI's taxonomy places the organism in Eukaryota, Fungi, Ascomycota, Eurotiomycetes, Eurotiales, Aspergillaceae. The record is from RefSeq and is a predicted model, not a curated record. Gene Ontology annotation, biological process: secondary metabolite biosynthetic process. The coding region runs from base 234 to 1595 and encodes 453 amino acids. The transcript has 4 exons. Gene Ontology annotation, molecular function: FAD binding; monooxygenase activity.